Molecule: messenger RNA, 1626 nt
Organism: Odontomachus brunneus
Lineage: Eukaryota; Metazoa; Arthropoda; Insecta; Hymenoptera; Formicidae
Gene: beta3GalTII
Product: beta-1,3-galactosyltransferase 6
Exons: 2
Coding region: 31-1035 (334 amino acids)
Biological process (GO): glycosaminoglycan biosynthetic process
Cellular component (GO): membrane
Molecular function (GO): UDP-galactosyltransferase activity
Source: RefSeq, a predicted model, not a curated record
AUUCAAGAUCAUCAUCGGCUCGGCGGUUUCAUGACGCAUCUGCGCUUAGAUCUCACGCCGAAAUUGCCGUCGAUGAGCCGUAGGAAGCUGUUCAUCCGCGCUAACGCGCUUCUGCUGCUGCUGGUGUUGGUGUUCGUCUUCCUAUGCGUGCGCUAUUUACCGACGCGAAGAUGCUCGACGGCCGAGUCUUCCAUGAUGGAGGGUAGGAUCAAGUAUAGACUGGUCGUUCUGAUUCUCAGCAGCCCGGACAAUCUGGAACGCCGGGGCACGAUUCGCAAGACCUGGCUGGUGGAUUACCACGCCACCGUCCGACCGCUAUUCGUCGUCGGCACCCUGGACAUCCUGCCGGAGCAGCGGAACACGCUACUGUCGGAAAGGGACAAGUUCAACGACCUGCUGCUCUUGCCCAAGCUUCAGGAUUCCUACGGCAUGCUGACCAAGAAGGUGCUGCACGCGCUGAAGGCCGUCCACGAGGGCUACGACUUCGACUUCUUGCUCAAGUGCGACGACGACUCCUACGUGCUGGUGCACAAGAUUCUGAAGGAGCUCGACAGAUGGGAGAGCAAGGGCACCAGGCGCGAGCUCUACUGGGGCUUCUUUAACGGCCGGGCGCAAGUAAAGCGGAGCGGUCCAUGGAAGGAGACUACCUGGAUUCUCUGCGAUUACUACCUGCCAUACGCCCUGGGCGGUGGCUAUGUCUUGUCCUACAACCUCGUCAAAUUUAUCGCGACUAAUGCGGAUAUUCUCAAAUUGCACAAUUCGGAGGACGUGUCCGUUGGCCUCUGGUUGGCACCGUUAGCGAACAUCGAGAGGAAGCACGACGUGCGCUUCGACACGGAGUACAGAUCGCGCGGCUGUUCCAAUCAGUAUAUAAUCACGCACAAGCAAACUAUUCAGAACAUGAGGAGCAUGCACGAAUAUUAUCAAGCUUCCGGGGCGUUGUGCUCGAAAGAAGUGAGGAAUCGCAUGAGUUAUCAGUACAACUGGACCGUGCCGCCUAGUCAAUGCUGCAAUAGACAGUCAGGUAUUCCCUGAAACGGCGCUAGAAGAAAAGCGCUGUUAUAGUUCGCUCUUUUGAUACUCGCUCAAUAUUCUCAAGUUGUUAUUUAUUCUGUAAGUUUGUAAUCGUACGCGCUAGGCGUUCUGCUAGUGAGCUUAUUUAUUGGUACAUUCGUCAGAGUAGCUUUACACUGAGAUCAGGCCACUGAAAGAGAGAAAGAGCCCAAUCCGGUCUCUAGAAGCGCAUCCUAAAGCCUAGAUUAGAUUGGAAAUUGAAGACCGCGAAAAAAGCCAAGAUUGAAAUUAUUCGUUGAAUUUUAAUGUCUAACUCGCAGUUCUCAAUUUCUAACAGCUAAUUUGACACGGGCUUAAUCAGUAUGAGCAACAAGAAGCCGUAGAUGAUUGCUAAUUGCGAACCUAUAACGUUCUUCUGAUAAUCGGGACGAUCAGCGAUUUCGUAUCUAGACCUUAUUCGCGACUCGAGUAUUGUUAUAUGAGAUACAAUACUAUUAUAAUUAAUUAACAACGCUUGUAAAUACAUUUUGUAAAUAUUUAGCGAAAGAUAUAAGUAGACUGGCAGGCCCGGGUUUACGUUUCCGUGAAUCAAAUAUAUUUUUUUCAAUUAUA